AUGGACAACAAAAUUGUAGAGAAAAAUUGUAAUAACCCAACCAUUUCUGUAGUCGAUGUGUUAACUCCGUGUAAUGCACAAGUCACAUCUACUAAUAGUAAUACAUGUGUCAGUACCAUGAUUGAUCCAGACAUAUCUGAAGUAGUAUCAACACCUUGUGUAAGUAACGAUACUAACAUUAUAAUAUAUAAUUCGUCAGAUGUUGGAGAUUUUAUUAAUAUUCAUCCAAUACCAGAAGAUAAAAAGUACAGUCUACUAACUAAUCCAUACAAACCAACUAUAAAUUAUAAUUUUAAAAAUGACAUUGCAUCAAAUUCCAAACGUGCAUUUAAUUUGAAGUACUUAGAAAUGUAUGAUUGGAUGAUUUAUUCACCUAAACAUAAAGGGGUUUUUUGUAAAUUUUGUGUUUUGUUCAAAGCUAAUGUACACAGAGGUAAACAAGGUUCUUUUAUUAUUACACCAUUCACAAAAUUUUAUCAGAUAAUUGAAGAGUCAAAAAAACAUGAAAAAACACAGUGGCAUAAUGAUUCAAAAGUUACAGCAAAAUUAUUUUUAGACAGUAUGAAUUCAAAAAAAAUAAAUGUUAUUGAGCAAAUUAAUGCUACAGUACACAAAGAAGUUGAAAAUAAUAGAAAAAAAUUAAGACCAAUUAUAAAAUCAAUAUUGUUUUGUGGACAACAUGACAUUGCCCUUAGAGGAAGCACUGCUGAUAGAGGUAAUUUUGUUGAUUUAUUAAAAUUUCGAGUUGAUUCAGGUGAUAAUAUUUUAUCGAACCAUUUUGACACGGCCUCUGGGAAAUCCAAAUAUAUAUCACAUAGAAUUCAAAAUGAAAUUAUUCAAAUUUGUGGUCAAGUAAUUCGUAAUGAUAUUGUAUCCCAAGUCAAUAAUUCAGUUGCAUUUUCUUUACUGGCUGAUGAAACAGCAGAUAUUGCAGGAAAAGAACAUUUAUCUAUUGGUGUAAGAUAUAUUGAUAUUAAUUAUGUAGUGCAUGAGGAAUUUAUUGGAUUUAGUGAAAUACAUAUUUUAAAUGCAGAAGGUGUAUCAAGAAGUAUAUUAGAAUCGACAGAAAAAUAUGGUUUAAAUAUGUUGAAACUUGUUGGCUUAGGAUUUGAUGGUUGUUCAACCAUGAGUGGCAAAGAAAAUGGUGUACAGGCAAUUAUCCGAAAAAUAUAUCCAACUGCUUGUUAUUUUCAUUGUGCUUCACAUAAACUCAAUUUAGUAGUUAACGAUCAAAAUUCAAUUCCUGAAAUCAGAAAUACUAUUGGUACUGUAAAGGAAAUAAUUAAGUUUUUUAGAGAAAGUAUUUUGAGAAGAAAACUUAUUCCAAAUAUUCCAUUAUUUUGUGAGACACGUUGGUCAGAAAAGUACAAAUGUAUACAGUUAUUUGAUAACAAUUUUAUUGAAAUUAAAAAUGUUCUUGAAAAGUUAUCUAUUAGUUCAGAAGCAAAUACUGUUACAAGAAAUUGUGCGUUCCAACUUUCAUCAGCCACAUCAAAUAGUACUUUUUUGAUUAGUUUAAAAGUAAUUGCUUAUUACUCUUCUGUUCUAGAACCAGUUGUGACCAAAUUACAAGGUACAAGUGUUAAUCUUCAUUCUGUUCAUAAAUUUGUUAAAACAGAACUUCUUGGCAUAUUGAAUAAACAUAGAGAAAACAGCUUAGAGUAUUUUAAUACAAUUUUUGAGGAAAUCACUGAAGCAGCAAAUAGCUUAGAUUUUGUACUUAAAAUACCUCGAAGAACAAAUCAUCAGAGUCAACGAUCAAAUCAUAAUUGUUCAUCAAAUGAUUCUAUCAAAGAUUAUUACAGAGUAUUCAUAUAUAUACCAUAUUUAGACUCUAUUAUUAGUUCGUUAAAUAAUAGAUUUAAUGAAAACAAUGAGACUCCAUUUAAAUUAUGUUGGUUGCUUCCAAAUGAAAUGAUUAAACUACAAAAAAAUGAAUAUUUGAACAUACUUCAAGAUAUUGAAAAUCAUUUUAAAAUACCUAAUAUAAAAGUUAAUGGUUUAAUUUGGUAUGAUUAUUGGCAAUUAAAAUCACAAUCAUUUAUAAAUGAUACAAUGGAAGAUUAUAAAAAAUUAUUGGUGGAGUGUGAAUUUUUUCCUGCCGUCAAGAAAUGUAUAAUGAUCUAUAUUACAUUACCACCUACAACAUGCACUGUAGAACGAUCAUUUAGUACGUUACGAAGAGUAAAAACAUGGACGAGAUCUACAAUGAGUGAAGAUAGACUUGACGGGUUAUGUAUGAUAAGUAUACACAGGGAAAAAAUUAAUGAUAAAAAGAAUGAAUAUAUAGAAGAAUUUGAUUUACAUAAUAUAAUGUAA
Messenger RNA from Rhopalosiphum padi (bird cherry-oat aphid), 2319 nucleotides. Its product is annotated as 52 kDa repressor of the inhibitor of the protein kinase-like. Gene Ontology annotation, molecular function: protein dimerization activity. Lineage: Eukaryota; Metazoa; Arthropoda; Insecta; Hemiptera; Aphididae. The record is from RefSeq and is a predicted model, not a curated record. The transcript has 4 exons. The coding region runs from base 1 to 2319 and encodes 772 amino acids.